AUGACAACACUUGUUGAGAAGCCACCAGCAAAUCGGGAACAGCCUAGAAUUAUAUAAAAACCAAUAAUAAUCUCAAAACCUUCGAGAGACAACUACUUUGAGCAGCAGAUCGAGUAGAUUAAUGAACAAGUUACUGGGAUCAAUAAAAUAAUCAACUCACAAUAAUAGAGUUAUGCAUUGCAAUUAGCUAAUGAAUAAAAAAUAUGUGAGCUUACUGACGAAAUUACACUUAUAAACUAGCUAUAAAACUCCCUAAAGGAGCAAGUUUAAAGAUUGCAAGAUUAGAGUAGAAUAAACAGCAACCUUGAAUCUAUUGAGUAAUAAUAUAAUUAAAGAAGUGGCUCCAAAGCUAACGAAAUGACUACUCUUGAGUUAGUAGAGCAACGUUUAAACGAGCAUAAAGAGACAACAGCUAAGAACUUUUCAGAAGUGAACGACAACUUCAAAAAGUUUAGGGAACAAAUACUGCAUUCAUUCUAAAAUCUUUAAACUGAGAAUAACUUUCAGCAUGAAAACAUUAGAAAUUCUACUAGUCAAAACUUCUAUAGUAAAUAAGACAUCACUAGUAUGCUAAAAAAAAUUUAAUAAAAAAUUAAUGGCUUAUAUAAGAUAUAAACAAACACAAACAUUGAUGUGUCUUCAUAACUGACCUAAGGAUAGAAAAUACGUAGAACUAAUAAAUCUACUCUUCAUAGCAUAUAAAAAACAAACAGUGUAAUAAAUCAUACUGAUAGAGAAUUUGAUUCGUCAAUGGGAUUGUUCGUUAUCAACAACUCAUAAAUAGGAUAUAAUCCUGGUGAAUCAUUUGAAAAUUAAAUUAGAAAAGCGUCCAGCCUAUUUAGGGGGUCGACUGAGACGAUAAACAACGGUAGCAACAUGAGUCAUUAUACUAUAUAGGUUAAAAAUGGUGCAAAUGGGAAUCCCUAAAACGGAGUUAACAGUUACAUGAGGGAAUAUACUAAUGCUCCAAUUAAUGAAAAUGCAUGCGGAGAAGAAAGAGACCAUAUCACUAGUCUUGAGAAACCUUACCCAAUGUUUCAUAACUUUAAGGGCCAAAACCUCCUUGAUGCUAGCAAUCGUAUGUCGAAUUCUUAAAUAAAAGUGAAUUCAAUGGAUAGUAGAGGUGGUAUAUUUGGAGACUUAAAGCUCAAGGUUAACAUAGGAGAUCGUAAUAGGACUCCUAAUAGACUUUUGAUAGAUAAACUAAGAACUAACAGGAAGAGCAUUGCAAUGAAUGAUGUUGUAAUUAAUCAGACGUUCAUCUAAAAUACAAGUUUUAAUCAAACUAAUCAAACAGAUAGAAUCAACAUCAAUACCCAAAUACCAAUUAAGUCACCAAGACUUAAUAAUUAGUAUCAUGUUCCAUCAUAAUAGGUAAGGUUUAGAUAGCAAAGUGACAUAAAUUUAUAGAGGAAAAUGCAACAAAACAACCAUUGA
Molecule: messenger RNA, 1437 nt
Organism: Stylonychia lemnae
Lineage: Eukaryota; Ciliophora; Spirotrichea; Sporadotrichida; Oxytrichidae
Source: the annotation of a GenBank genome assembly